UAAGUCCCUUUUGCGAUGCGGAGUCAACAACUCCCUCCGUGACAUCUACCGGGUGAAAUUUCAAAACGAACAAUGUGUCUUGCUUCAGCGUACGAUUUCAGCCUAGUUUCUAAGCAUUAAGCAACAAUCAAAGACAGAAUGGAUUCUGUUUAUUUGAUGAUAUUGAAUAUUCCUCAAAAUUUUCAUUCUUCGGACUUAAGAAAUUACUUUUCAGAUCUCAUUGAGUGCCAAAUGCACUUUUCGUGUUUUCAUUUUCGCCAUCGACCGCAGCUCGAAUUAAUCAAGCCUUCAGAAACACUCAGUUUCGAGAAAAAUAACUUCUGUCUUAGGAACAACAGCAGUGCUAAAAGUGCAUCGGAUUUUCUAACCAAAGAUUCCUUCUGUUGCAUUGUGAAAUUAUUCAGUAAAAAAGCAAGAACAGAGACGAUAAAGAAAUACAAUUUGCAAAAUUGGGUUGACAAAGAUGAGAGAUUCUUGCCAAGUAGAUGUAUUGCCAUUGCUAUAACUGUAGUUGAAGAGAAUUUGGGAGAUUUUCUAGUUUCUUUGCUUAGCAUAAAUGGUGACAAAGUAGAACUUAAGUUAUCAAAACAGAAAAUUGAACAAAUGGUUGAAUUGAAACCUCCUCCUCUCAUGCCUCGAGGAAAUGUAGGCACAUCUACAAAACAUUUCCUGGAUCUAAUUAACUCAUGCCGUUUACCCAGUAAACUUAUAGGCAAAUUAGGAUUAAAUUUCCCGAAAACCAAAACUCGAAGAUAUGGCAAUGUUCCCUUCAACUAUGAAAAUCAUACAAGUGAGAAAAUUGAACUACCUGUUUCCCCAUCAACAAAUUCAACAAACAGCAACAAUAAAAAAAGAAUAUUUCCCCAUGGAACAAAUAUUUCAUCACCAAAAAAGUGCACAAACAAAGGAGAUAUAAUGGAUGAUGAUGAUGACGAGCAAGAGUGGGACAGACACGAAGCUUUGCAUGACGAUGUAACGGAGCAGGAGAGAAAUAAAGAAAGGCUUUUUGAAGAAGAGAUGGAGGUAGUCUGGGAAAAAGGUGGACCUGGUAUAGUUUGGUAUACCGACGCAGUACGAUGGAAAGAAGCAGAAGGUGAUUUCGAUGAGCAGACCACAGAUGAUUGGGACGUCGACUAUUCUGUUUACUAUGAAGAAAACGGUGGUGACAAAGAUGCAAGAGACUGCGCAGAGAUGCGUCGGAGUACCAUGUGGCGUCAGGGUAAUGUAGAAACCGUUUUCAAAAAACCACAAGUACUACCACUACGACAAAAGUCGUUCAUGGAACAUUCCAUGGGGAGAAAUGUUGUCGGUCCAUUCGAGAAACAUACCAAAGGGAUCGGUCGCCGCCUAAUGGAAAAGCAAGGAUGGCGAGAUGGCUUGGGCUUAGGAGUCACUCAGGAAGGCAUUGCAACGCCUAUAGAAAGCGAUGGCCAGAAACCAAGAGAAAGAAAAGGAUUGGGUUAUUUUGGCGAGCGAUUACCACGAUUCCGAACGACAAAUUCAAGUAAAGCUAAGAGUGUAUUUAUUGCAACCGCUUAUGAUAGCCCUGCUGACACAGAUUCUCCGGAAUCUCUUUAUAGAAGAAAUCAACCGACAAUCAUGAAAUAUCGGCAUACAUGAAAACAAUUCAUUUAAUAUUAUUUUGUUAAAUAGACGUUCCAAACUAUGA
Molecule: messenger RNA, 1669 nt
Organism: Daphnia magna
Lineage: Eukaryota; Metazoa; Arthropoda; Branchiopoda; Diplostraca; Daphniidae
Product: G patch domain-containing protein 3
Exons: 2
Coding region: 139-1620 (493 amino acids)
Biological process (GO): positive regulation of DNA-templated transcription; negative regulation of type I interferon production; negative regulation of RIG-I signaling pathway
Molecular function (GO): nucleic acid binding
Source: RefSeq, a predicted model, not a curated record